AUGAACCGCUCACUAAGCCACAUCCUGCCGCAAAGUCUUGGGCUGGCGCUCCCAAGGGCGAUGGAGGAAUACUUUAGCAGAUCUUUGGUACCGACGGGCCGAUUCGCGGAAAUUUCAAUUAUGGUCUGUCUGAGACGUUUGCGCCUGGCGACAGCAAGUCUCCGGCUCGUCCCUUGCUUCGACGGUCAAGACAAAUUCAUCUUGGACACCCGCAAACAGAGGGAAGCCUGGAUGCUCGAGCAACGGGAAAAGCUUGCUCGUCUCGUGCUUGAUGCCAGCCCACUUCCACUUGAGACAAAGCGGCAGAUUUUGAGAUAUCUGGAGCCUCUUAACCCGAGGACCGGGUAUGGUCACUAUCUCCAGCUAGAUGAGGUAUAUCUUCCGUUCCCUAUGGUCGACAAACAGCCCGCCGGCCCAAGUGCUCACGGUACGAAAGCCGAGAAACGUUCAACGCAUGACUUCGUAGUAUGGAAUCUUGCCCUGCGCUGUUUUCCCACCUUUGAACAAACCUCGGGUCGGAAAUUGGCACGCUGCUAUCCACUCCGCUCUAUUAACGCCGAGCGCACGCCGGUACCGGUGUCAUGGCGGUAUAACCUUGAGCACAUUUUAAAGAUCCGUUGUGGCGAAGGCAACAGGCUCGACGAGGUGGGGCUGGGUUCAGCGAUACCUAUGAUUCUGACCAGUUGCGAAGCAGAGGAAGAACGCAAAAAGCACUUGUUUUAUGAUGACCCAAACGACGAAGAUGAGAGUAAAGAGCGGCUGACGAGCGGUGGUAUUGGGGGGUUGUUUCAUGCCAUGAUCUGCGGCAAGAGUUUACUUGGUCACUGGCGGAGCUCGAAUAUGGAGGGCAUGACGACGUGUGAAGCUUCGUGGAUGCUUGGACGGACUACAAGUGAAGAGAAUUCCGCAAAGGCCUCUUUUGCUUCUUUGAGUCUUUCGGGACGUUUAUGCUCUGUUUGCGGUAGCUUUACUAUCCCCUUUUUUUGA
Exophiala oligosperma is the source of this 987-nucleotide messenger RNA. RefSeq lists its product as uncharacterized. Bases 1 to 987 code for a protein of 328 amino acids. The record is from RefSeq and is a predicted model, not a curated record. NCBI's taxonomy places the organism in Eukaryota, Fungi, Ascomycota, Eurotiomycetes, Chaetothyriales, Herpotrichiellaceae. The transcript has a single exon.